AUGCUAUCUUCAGUACAAAACCCUCGUUUCCUCCUCAUCCAGUGCCGGCGGUCUAAGCCUUUCCACAACCGCUACCACCAAUAUCCCAAAUCCAUUCACGCCACUUCUCAGGUUCAGUCCGUUUCUACUUCAUUGCCCACCUCCCAAAUCCAAAAAAUCCAAAAAUCCAUUCUUUCCCGUGAGAAAACAGCUCGCCAAUUCGCCGAAGAAUUUCUCAACCGUCUCCGCCUUACAGAGCCUCAUGUCAAGAGCUUCCUUCACGUCUCACAAACUGUUUUAAACGAGGCAGAUGAGAUUGAUCGGAAGAUUGAUCGAAACGAGGAUGUGGGACCCCUCGCUGGAGUCUUGGUUGCUGUCAAGGACAACAUUUGUACCGCCGACAUGCCUUCUACUGCUGGGUCCAAGAUAUUGGAAAAUUAUCGGCCCCCAUUCGAUGCGACGGCUGUUAGGAAGUUGAAGGAAGGUGGCGCCAUUAUAGUUGGGAAAACUAAUUUGGAUGAGUUUGGAAUGGGGAGUACCACCGAAGGAUCAGCUUACCAGGUUACUGCAAAUCCUUGGAACCUUGAAUGUGUACCAGGGGGGUCAUCAGGAGGCUCAGCAGCAGCUGUUUCUGCUAGGCAGUGUGUAGUAUCGUUGGGAAGUGAUACUGGUGGAAGUGUUAGGCAACCUGCAUCAUUUUGUGGUGUUGUAGGACUAAAGCCAACAUAUGGCCGUGUCUCACGAUAUGGUCUGGUGGCAUAUGCAUCGUCACUGGAUGUUAUUGGAUGUUUUGGCUCAUCGGUAGCUGAUGCUGGAAUUCUCCUUCAAGCAAUUUGCGGUCACGAUAAACUUGAUGCCACUAGUAGCAAGCGGGAAGUUAAUGACUUCACUUCUCAGUUCGUUGCCAAAGAUAUUUUUGAAUCGCAACCUCUAAAAGGACUACGGGUUGGUGUAAUUAGUGAAACACUUGGGGACGGAGUUGAUCAGGAAGUAGUUUCGUCAAUCCGUGGUGCUAUUUCUCAUCUGGAAGAAUUAGGAUGUAUUGUGACAGAGGUUUCAUUGCCAUCCUUCUCCCUUGGAUUACCAGCAUACUACGUCCUUGCUUCAUCUGAAUCUUCUUCAAAUUUGUCUCGCUAUGAUGGUGUCAGGUACGGUAACCAAAUUGUUUCGGAUGAGCUGAGUUCCCUUUAUGGGGGUUCCCGAGCUAAUGGCUUUGGUCCAGAGGUAAAAAGGAGGAUUUUGAUGGGGACAUAUGCCCUUUCAGCAGGUUAUUAUGAUGCUUAUUACAAGCGAGCUCAGCAGGUGAGGACUGUAGUCCAGAAAAGCUUUAAGGCGGCACUAGAUGAACAUGAUAUUCUAAUUUCACCUGCAGCUCCAUCUGCAGCAUACAAAAUUGGUGAAAAGAAAAAUGAUCCACUGGCAAUGUAUGCUGGGGAUAUCAUGACUGUAAAUGUCAACUUGGCUGGAUUGCCAGCGCUGGUUUUGCCAUGCGGAUUUGUUAAAAACGGCACUGCUAGCCUUCCUGUUGGCUUUCAAAUGAUUGGCGCUGCAUUUGAUGAGGAAAAAUUGCUUAGAGUGGGGCAUAUUUUUGAGCAAACUCUUGAAGGUUGCUCAUUUAUCCCUCCUCUGAUAGCAGAUGAAUUCAAAUGCUAGCAACAGUGGAUGAUCUUUGAAGAUUUUUGGUGAAUUAUGAGUCAUUGUCUUCUCUCAUGGUAUGUGGAAUUGUAGCAUAGGGAGAGGGUUUCAUGAGCUAAUAGUUGUAAUAUUCUUGUAGUUGAUGGAGGUGCUCAAAUAUGCCCCACAAAGUUGAUGGCUAUUUUGCAUUUCCCUCUGAACUUAAAUCAUUUUUUUUGCUCAGUUAACCAUCUAUUCGUUCUAAAAUGGAGAAUAUUUGUUAUUAGAGUAAACUACAAUUUCCGUCCCUUUGAUUUG
Messenger RNA from Cynara cardunculus var. scolymus (artichoke), 1911 nucleotides. RefSeq names its product glutamyl-tRNA(Gln) amidotransferase subunit A, chloroplastic/mitochondrial. The record is from RefSeq and is a predicted model, not a curated record. Gene Ontology annotation, biological process: translation. The coding region runs from base 1 to 1632 and encodes 543 amino acids. The transcript is spliced from 10 exons. Gene Ontology annotation, cellular component: glutamyl-tRNA(Gln) amidotransferase complex. Lineage: Eukaryota; Viridiplantae; Streptophyta; Magnoliopsida; Asterales; Asteraceae. Gene Ontology annotation, molecular function: glutaminyl-tRNA synthase (glutamine-hydrolyzing) activity.